Theileria equi strain WA is the source of this 1503-nucleotide messenger RNA. RefSeq lists its product as hypothetical. Lineage: Eukaryota; Apicomplexa; Aconoidasida; Piroplasmida; Theileriidae. Bases 1 to 1503 code for a protein of 500 amino acids. The transcript has a single exon. The record is from RefSeq and is a predicted model, not a curated record.
AUGUCUCCGAAAGAUAUAGAUAUAAGGAUCAAAUGCACAGAGAAGAGUAAAAGGAAGGGUAAAGGUGUACGAGGAAGCCAUAACUCUUCUAGUGCUUCUGAAGAUCCCCUAUUAAAUGUACGCACUCCCCCUGGGAGCAUACACUACAAAGAAUGCCAUACGAUUAAUAUAAGAAAUCUCCGUCACCUAACAUAUGGUAGCGAAGAACUUACUAUUGCAGAUGGUGGAUCUACUAAACUUACCACUGAACACCCUGAGAUAGAGGAGAUCUCUGUUUGCUAUAAUGUCAACUAUGAUGGUGGUGAGUAUAUAAAGAAGCCUCUUAUACUCAAACUUAAAGAACACAAAAACCUUGGCAAGGUUAUUUACUAUGAAAAUACUGGGGAUAACAAGACAUGGAUGAAAAUAAAAGAUCCUCGGUUUGAUCAUUGGGAUCCUAAGAAACAAGCUCGUGCACUUAAGGAAAAACUUCAAGAGCUCACCUGUAGAUUCUUUAGGCCGGCAAUCAUAGAUGUCUCAUUUCCUAAAACUGGAGAGUAUGAGAAUCAGUACUGUAUAAAGAAAGGAUGUAAGAAGAAGGUAUCUCAUGAUAAAGUGCAAGUUAAAGAUUACAAUGAGGAGCUCAGCUCGGAAAACUAUACUGCCUUUGGGCAUACCUGCGGAGGGGGUAACUUUAUAAUCACAGGUUUUAAAAGUACUAAUUCAAAAGGUAAUAGUCAAGUAACCUUUCCAAUAUUGGAUGUAGAAAGGGUAAUCGUUUAUUUUUCCACUUGUGGUAAGAAAAACACUCCUCUUUUGGUCCAUGUUAGCAGUAAUGAUGAGAAAACCAAUAAGUGGUACAAGAAUGAGGGUGAUGGUAAAUGGACAGAGAAGCUCGGAACUAAGGAUCCACAGACAAGUGGCAAUCUCUUAACUACUCUGAAUGAGAUUAAGGAGGAGCUAAAACUUAUCUGUUCAGAAGAAAACCCCAAUGUCACUAAACCACAAGGAGUACUACGUUCUAAAGAAACUGUAGAAAAAGAAUCUGAAGAUGGUGCUAUACCUGCUCAACCUCCUGCUGUAGUUCCACCCUUUCCAGGUGGUAAAGGAUCUGUUAGUCCUAGUGGUAAUGCUACUCAACUUUCACCUGUAGAAGGUGAACAAUCUCUUGUUACCGUUUAUAGCUUAACCAGUGCUCCUGCCCCUUCACCACCGCCUCCACCUGUUCUUCCUGGACCUCAACGAACUGCUAGUUAUAUAGGCGGCUAUAGGAGUACUACUGAUUUUUUUGGUCUACCUGGAGCUGCUGGAGUAACUACUGCCCAAAAGGGUGAAAAAGGUGAACUUGGUGCCCCUGAACCUCCCAAGUCUGCUGCUCAAAAAACCCCUCCUAAAACCUCUUCUGAUUGGGAAGUAAUCACUGGAAUAGUCUCUUCUGUCCUUGGCACUUCUGCCUUGGCUUGUUUUGCUGGAUGGAAACUUUAUAAUCGCUAUAAAGGAGACCCUUGGGUUAGACAAAUAUGA